CUGAAAUUCUUCUCAAUCUAUAUACCCAUAUAUCUGUAAUUUACGUUUUGUAUCUCCAUGAGAAUAGAAGAUAUCAUCUAUUUCACCAUUGCUAUAGGUUUAAUUGGUUUACUAUUUGAUUAACCGAGUGACGAAGUUUACAAACCAAAAUAAACCUGAUUUCGACCCGAUUAAAACCUGAUUUUGACCCGAUUAGAAACAUAACCCUCAACCGAGAAAUCCCUAAAAUCACAUUUUAACCUCUUUUUUGUUUUCUCUCGCGACGAACCCUAGAAAAUCAAAUUUCACCAUCGAUUUCUCAAAUUGAAUCGAUGGAUUUAAUAAUCCGAUCUGGUUUUGGGCAACAAGAUGGUAUUGGGCAAAGAGAUGGUGUUGGAGAACGAGAGUACGAUGAAGAAGGAGAGGAUCGAGAUGAAUUUCACGUCGAUAUGCUUGCUCAGGAAUUUACCGAUGCUGAAGAGUCGAUUCGUCAUGAUACGUACCCAGAAAGUGACGACGAGGAAGAAGGUCGUGGUCGUGGUGCGGGUCGUGGUCGUGGUGCGGGUCCAGAGAGGGUGUUUACGGAUAUCGGACGUGGUGAUGGAACUUUGUGGAAAGACCAAUCCUUCUACAAUGGGGUCGCAUUCAAGGAGAGUGUCUUGGACUAUGCACUACAUACUGGUUACAAUUUGAAGCAAUACAGGUAUGACAAAGAUAAACUCGGGUUUAGAUGUGUUGGGGAUAAGGGCAAUUGUGAGUGGAAAGUGUUUGCUGCACUUCUUCCAAACGCAUCUUUGUGGAAGAUUACGAAAUACAUUGAUAAGCAUUGUUGUACCCCCAAUGGCGAGUGUGAGAUGUUUAAGGUCCCAGUCAUAGCUAGAAUUUUUCUCGAUAAGAUUAGAGAGGAACCGGAUCAUUACAAGCCUUUGAGGAUUGAACAGAUUAUCAUGGAAAGGUGGAAGAUAUCCGCUACUAGGCCACAAUGUCAAGCUGCUCGGAGAAAGGCUUUGGGAUGGAUAGAGUAUGAGUAUGAACAACAGUUUGCACGACUGCGAGAUUACCAAGCUGAGAUCUUGGAAGCAAAUCCAGGGUCUGUUGUGGAGAUUGAUACAAUUAAGAAUGAUGCUGGUCAAGACGUCUUCAAUCGGUUUUAUGUUUGUUUCGAUGCCCUUAGAAGAACUUGGAAACAGACUUGCCGGCCAAUAAUAGGAGUUGAUGGCGCCUUCUUAAAGGCAAAGAUCAAGGGACAGUUGCUUGCUGCAUUAGGCAGAGAUGCAGACAAUGGCAUCUAUCCAAUAGCCUGGUGUGUUGUUCAAGUUGAGAACAAAGACAAUUGGUUAUGGUUUGUGAAGAGAUUGAAGACUGACCUGGAUCUAAACGAGGGAGAUGGUUACAUUUUAGUGUCUGAUCGACAAAAGGGGUUGAUAAAAGCUGUGGAGUUGGAGUUACCACAAAUAGAGCAUAGAAUGUGUGUUAGACACNGAGAAGUUGUUCAGGGUGGUGGAGGACUAUCUCAAGGUGGUGGAGGACUUUCACAAGCCUGA
Molecule: messenger RNA, 1523 nt
Organism: Camelina sativa (false flax)
Lineage: Eukaryota; Viridiplantae; Streptophyta; Magnoliopsida; Brassicales; Brassicaceae
Source: RefSeq, a predicted model, not a curated record